Sardina pilchardus (European sardine) is the source of this 5380-nucleotide messenger RNA. RefSeq names its product M-phase phosphoprotein 9. The record is from RefSeq and is a predicted model, not a curated record. Gene Ontology annotation, cellular component: centriole. NCBI's taxonomy places the organism in Eukaryota, Metazoa, Chordata, Actinopteri, Clupeiformes, Clupeidae. The transcript is spliced from 24 exons. The coding region runs from base 164 to 3811 and encodes 1215 amino acids.
CUUUUUGGCCAAUGGCGUAAUGGAGGGGACUUUGCUGUUGAAGGGUGGAAGUACGGCGCUAUGCAGCUGCAGUGUUAAACUGAUAAGAGAACGGCAAUAUGGGAGAAGUAACGACUCCAAUAAAGAGACGUCAGAUCCGCACCUGCGCUGAGGAUCCUUAAGCAUGUCCACAGAUGACAGCAUCUCUGAGGACGUGUCCAGCUCGGUGGCCCUGAGCACAGACCACCAUGUCCCCACCGACCACCACCACCACCACCAUCACGCCAACAGGAGCAAGGGCAGCGAGGCCUCCAUCGUAUCCUCCGAGGACACGGCGUCCGGCCCGGUGGGCACGGAGGACGAGCGGCCCGUGGAGCGGGAGCGGCCGGUGCAGACUCUAGAGGGCCUCCUGCAGGUGGCAGAGGAGACGAGCAGGAGCAGGGCAGCGGGGAGUCUCCCUCACAGGAUACGAGGCCUAUGUCCAGACACGGAGGAGUUGGGCUCCGACAGGCCCCUACCCUUCAUCAAUCCCAGCUCUCUGGAGACGCUCCGCGCGUUGGUGCAGGAGAUCCAAAGCAGCGGGCAGACGGAUCCCGAGGUCUGGAAGAACUGCGAGGGAAGAUGGCUACAUCUCUUCCAACUGGUGGAAAAGCAAUACCAGGAGCAGAUACUAGCCCAGCAGGAGCAGUACCAGUGCCAAAUACAGCUCAUCCAGGAUGAGAUUAAGGCCUUAUUGCAGCUGCAGCAGAAGCAGAGUGUGGAGCAGAAGGCGGGGCAAGCAGCCGCCACUCAGGAGGGCGCCGAUGCCGACACCGACGCCGACGCCAAACUAGGGGCGGGGCCUAGGAGCCUGCAGAACGGCCGAGGCUCCUCCCCCUCUGCCCCGGCCCAGGCAGCCAGUGCGGGCGAGAGCUCGGAAGAGGGCGCUGUCAGCGGAUACGGGACGCUCUCCACCUGGGAGGUAGAGCUGGAGGCGGAGUCUCACCUUCUGCCCUCCCCCUUGGCAGACUCCUGCCUAGCCAAUCAGCAGUACCAGCAGAGACCCUCCUCCACUCCUAUUGGACACACCCACCAGCACGUGCCCUGCAGGCAAGCGCUAACCUCUUGGGCACAGCGGCAUCAGCGCAGCCAGAAGAGGGGAGGUCGCAGGUCACGGCAUUCCCCUCCACCGGCUCAGGAGAAGAGCGAGGCCGGGGCCACGGGCAGGAUGCCACCAGCUGACCACCAGGAACAGCCUGGCUGCCCCGCAGACUCCUCCAGUCCCAGCUCCUUAAAGAGGAGUGACAGCCUCGUGUCGGAAGCCUCAGGUCUGACCUACUGGCGGCUGGACGAAUCGGAGCUCUACCGCCCCCUACCGGACAGCUUCUGCAGCACGUCCCCCCUCCCUUCACAGGGCAUGGCCACAGGACCAGACAGGAGUCCUCAUGCAACCCUAUGGCCAGAUCAAUGCCAGACACCGCCACCAGAGCGCACCCUGUCUGUUUCCCUGAAGGAGAUCUACCAGACCAGGAGGAGCGGGGAGCUCAAGUGCCGGGACUGGGACCCGUUGGCCGGUCCCAGCUCCACACCACCCCAGGUGUUGACCCUGGACUCUGUGGUUGGCUUGAAGCAGCCCAAGGUCACGCCAGAGGGCACGUCGGAACGCACGUCCGGCUUAGCGUCGCCGUCCCCCCUGAGCAGCCCGCACGGGCCCUGGCACCUCCACCCCGACCCGGACCCGGACCCUGCCCACCGAGACGCUGCCAGCCGGGGGUCGGAGGAGGAGGGGGGCGGCCCCUGCAGCGAGGACGAGGGCCGACACACCUCCAGCACCACGCCCACCUCCACGCUGCGCACCCAGAAGUCCGCCUCCAGGCUCAGCUCCGCCCCCAGGACCAGCCCUGCCCUCAGCUGCGCCACCAAGCUGGAGAGGACCGCGUCUCUGGAGGACCCCGUCACGCUCUCGCUAAUGAGGCAGAACCUGCGGGAGAAGCAUGCGAGACACGUGGCUGACCUGCGGGCUUACUACGAGUCCGAGAUCGCCUCUCUGAAAGAGAAGCUGGAGCUGACCCAACUGCCACAGGACGUGGAGAAGAGCAACCAGAUCCUCCAAGGAAGGUGUAAUCACCUGGAUCGAGCACUGAGGGAGGCGAGUCGCCGUAUCAGGGAGCUGGAGGAGCAGAAUCAGCAGCUGGAGAAACAACUGGGCGAGUGGCCUGAACGCUACGAGGUGGCGAGCAGUGCCGUGAAGGCCGUUCAGCAGCGACUGGAGGAGAGUCACCGCGCCGGCCGGGAGAAGGACGCCCUGCUCGCCAAGCUCAAGACCCGACUCAGGCAGCUAGAGGCGUCCGCGCAGAACGCCUGCAAGGAGCGCGAGGGCGAAGAGGCCCACAGGAAACAGGAGCACAAAAUGCUGCUGGAUCUUCUGACUGAGUAUGAAUCCCUCAGAAAAGAGCAUGAUGGUGCCAAGGACAAAUUAUUUUCAACCGAGAACAAGCUGUUUGAAGCCACUGAGCAUAUUUCUGAGCUCAAAAGGGCGAUUUCUAAGCUGGAGUCACAGGUCAAGCAGCUGGAGCAUGAGAGCCAAGCCAAGCUCCGCAUGGCUUCCCAUGCACACGCCCAGUCCACAGGAUUGUUCCAUCACCCUGACCUGCUGAUGUCGCCAAGCAAAAGGUACCAUGAGGUGGACGGGGGAAUGAGGAAAUCUCCAGUUGACCAGACGUCCCCCCAAGCCCCCGACAAAACUGGAGUCUCAGACAAAAGGCGUACGUCUCCGCCCGUGUGGGAGCCCCAGCACGACGCGACCUCUCAGACACAGACCACCGGGAGGAGGGACGCUGCGCUGACCCCCGUCAUGAGGGCCCUGAUCGAGCUGGAGGGGACCAGAGCCACGGAGGGUAAAGCGCUGUCCAAGACCAACCGUGGCUCCACCAGUACGAUGCACGCUCAGAUUCACCCAGGGUCAGGGAGGAGCAGGCCAACAGUAGGCUUCGUGGACAGCAACCUAUGGCAGUCUGUGCACACGAGGGGAGGAGCUUCAUCAAAGCCUGAGGCCGAGCCAAUGGGGAUAGCCGACGUAGCAGCGGCAGCUGAACAAAGAGGCGGGUCUGCACACAGAGGAGGAGGAGCUUUUUUAAGGGCCCAAAGAAGUCUGUCGCCUGAGGGUCAUCGCUCCUCCUCUCUCCCUCCUAGAACCCAGAGACCGCUACCUGUCUCCACUCCCUCUGCAAGAAACACGUUGAUUACGCCGCUCUCUGCAAAGUCCAGUCCUAAGCGCAGCCCAACGGAAAACAUUUCCACAGCGUUCGGCAACCCUGCUUCCAGGUACCACUGGGUGCAGCAAAACACAGCACGACACAGUGGGAUACACACAUUACUCCCAAUGUUUAAAUCGGAUCAAAGGGGGCUUGGUUCAGCUUCACUCAAAGGCAGCCCACGAAAAAGACUACAUUAUUCAGCACCUGAAAGAAGAGAAGAUGACCAGCAGGCCGGGCCUGGUUCGGCCGACUCAGCGGGCUCUGAGGGGUGCGAGGACCUGGAGGCAGGAGGAAGUGAGGUGGCGGACACGGAGAGCUGUGUGCUGGAGCUUCCAGACGAGGUGCCGCUAUCGUACCAGUCACGGCUGCAGUCCCUGGCGGACGCUGAGCGACUGCUGGACGAGCUGACGCAGGAGAAACAACAGAUUGAGGCAGCCCUAAGCAGGAUGCCGGGGGCUGGGGGCAGGGUCACCUUGCAGACCAGGUUAGAUGAGGUUACGUUAGAAAACCGUCUGGAGCGAAUCAACCGUGACUUGGGAUCGUUACGUAUGACUCUUAAGAGAUAUAAUGUACUACGGUCCUCCGCUCAUACGUAGUACUCUCUCUGGUCUCUCCAGUCUCUCAAAGCCUCAGCUGCAGGAAGCAGGUUCAUUUUUAGUCUCACUCCCUGUCCCCUCUACGAAAUGCAAUGUGUAUAUGUGAAGUACAUAUUUUCUACUUUUAUUACUGUAGAUUUCAAGAAUAUAUUUUGGAUCUUUUAUGAUAUAGAAAAAAGAAAUGAUGGAGAAUUUUAAAAUAUAUUUUAGUAAACUUCAGAUUUAUAAAGCGUUUACUUUUUUAUGUCGGUGAGAUAUAAACUUUUAUGCUUUACUCCUCUUUCAGGUCAUUUAGAUAUAGCUUUUGUAUCUUGUGAUCCAUUUGAAUGACAAAAAAGUAAAGAAUACAAAUCCAAUCCAAGAUCCCCACUCACAUGAGCCUGGAAGUUCAGAGAGUCACUCCUAAAUGGCAUUAUUUACUACUAGAGGUCCAGCAAAGAGAAGCUUUGAUAAUGUUUGGUCUUUUAAAUAAACGAAGUAUGAGCAGACAGUGUACAGUUGCCUUUUACACUUGUUAGUCAUGGAAUCUACAGUACAUCUUGAAGAACAGGACUGUAUGAACAUUCAACUUGCAUGGAUAUAGUGUAUAAAAUGACAACAAGGCAGUCUGUAGCUGGGAUAUGGGUCCAGUGAUUUUAACCAUCAAAGCACAAAAAUUAGGAAUGUGUCUUGUAUACUAUAGACCACCUUGACUAGAACCUGCUUAAUUGGACUAUGCUCACCAGAUUGAAGAUAAACAGACCAAUGAAGGCACUGGAUUUUUUUAGUCUUCCAGCUGUAGGAGUACUCUUCUGACAGUUCUAAGGUGUCAUCUGAAUGGGGAUACAUAGAUGUAAUCAUUCCAUGUGAAAAAAAUGUGAGCAGUUUCCCUGCUGUUUUUUAUGUUUACAUACAAUGCAUUGUUUAAUUUAUUGAAGUUUAAACAUCGACAUCUUUUCCUCGUUUGUUUUUAUAAAGAAUGCUUUUAAAUGGAGCUUUAUCCUUAUUUUGAUGUCACUGACUUGAAUGAAUGUCUCACAAUGGCAAUGUAAUAGAUAUAUAAUGUAUGUGAAAUCACCACUUCUGUAGAGGCCUUUUUUACGUUUUAUUCACGAUCAUUCCAAAUUUCACUCUCACUCUCACUCUCACCCCAUUCCAGGGAGUUGCUCUGAGCCUCCGUCCCAUAUUUCUCCUGACCUCUUGCAAACACCAAAACCAGCAAAGACUUGGUGCAUUUUGUUUUGCACAGUUUUCAUUUGAUCACACACACACACACACACACACACACACACACACACACACUGACAUGCAGACGUGUUGUAUGUAACUCCACUCAUGCUGGGCAUGCCAAAAGAAAUAAGCCCACUGUUUACACACACACCAUGCAACCCCCUGCCACGAAUGGUCAAGCAUGAAAACGAUGAUUGUGCAGUCUUUUACUGUUUUCCCCCCCUCCACUGUUAGCCUUUCCUAAAAUAAAUAAAUACAGUAAAAAUGCUGUUUUAAAAAAAACAAUACUCUGUAACCCAGUUGGAAAUAUCUACUCCUACAUCAAAAUUUUAUCUCAAAUAAACUUAAAGAUUGAUCCUA